Pomacea canaliculata is the source of this 1951-nucleotide messenger RNA. Its product is annotated as bystin-like. Gene Ontology annotation, molecular function: snoRNA binding. Gene Ontology annotation, cellular component: cytoplasm; nucleolus; preribosome, small subunit precursor. Gene Ontology annotation, biological process: rRNA processing. NCBI's taxonomy places the organism in Eukaryota, Metazoa, Mollusca, Gastropoda, Architaenioglossa, Ampullariidae. The record is from RefSeq and is a predicted model, not a curated record.
AGCUUGAACUUGAUUGAUCACUCAGAUAGCCUUUUCAAUAUAGUUGCUCAUAUUUACAUGUACAACAUAUCUAAAUUUAUAUAUGUAACUUUGAUAAGUAACUCUUUAUUAUGUUUUCUUCUUAAUGAAUCCUAAUCCUCAUAAUAGCUUAUCCUCAAAUCGUCCAACGGGCAUCACCGGAAGUGCGUCAUCAAAGCUCGAGCACAUGUGUCGUGAGUAAACGAGGAUCAACAACAUGCCGAAAAUUAAGAAGAAAAGUUUUGGGGAUCGUGUGGAACGUGGGGUUUCUCUAGCAGAACAAAUCAUCCACGACAAAUCGGUUAAACAAUCUGGAAGAACCAAACAAAGAAAUCGACGCGUCGGAGACGACGAGUAUGUAGACCAAAAGUUGUCCAAAAAAAUUCUUGCCCAAGCCAGAUUGCAACAGGAAGAGCUGGAAGAAGAACAUGGAGUUUCACAUAGCAAAAAGGAUGCAGGUUCAAAAAAAGCCCACCAAAAAGUUUCUCUUGGUGCAAAAUCAGAUGAUUCUGAUUCUGAAGAGGAGCUCUGUGAAAGUGAACAUUCUCUUGACCCACUGGUGAUAGAUGAAGAGGAUGAAAAGGCCCUGGAAGCUUUCAUGUCAAAAACACCCAAAGUGCAACGCACACUUGCUGAUAUUAUUGCAGAAAAACUGACAGAAAAGCAGACAGAAGUUCGGACUCAUUUAUCGGAUGAUGCCAGUGUUCGAUUGCAAGACUUGGAUGAAAAACUGGUACAGUGUUUCCAGACAGUUGGUGAAAUUCUAUCCAAGUACCGAAGUGGGAAAUUACCCAAAAUUUUUAAACGGCUUCCAAACCUGGAUAAAUGGGAGCAGUUUCUCUACAUCACAAAACCUGAGAAAUGGACAGCAGCUGCUGUGUAUCAGGCCACUCGUAUCUUUGUCUCCAACCUAAGCACUCACUUAGCUCAACAAUUUCUUAAUGUGGUGCUUUUGCCACGUAUCAGAGAUGACAUUGCAGAGUACAAGAAAUUAAACUUCCACCUAUAUGCGGCUGUGCAGAAAGCUCUGUUUAAGCCAGCUGCCUUUCAAGGAAUUCUUCUACCAUUGUGUGAGGCAGGUGAUUGCACUCUGCGUGAAGCAAUCAUCUUGAGUAGCUUGCUGAGUCAAAACAGUGUGCCAAUGCUACAUUCUGCUGUGGCCAUAAGUAAGAUCGCCAUGAUGGAAUAUACUGGUGCCACCUCCAUCUUCAUCAGGACUUUGCUGGACAAGAAGUAUGCUUUGCCAUACAGUACUGUGGACACACUGAUGGCACAUUUUUUACGAUUUAUGCAAGAUGAGCGUAAAUUGCCAGUUCUAUGGCAUCAGUGCCUGCUGACGUUUGUCCAGCGAUACAAGUGUGACCUAACAGCUGAGCAGAAGGAGCAGCUGUAUCAGCUUCUACAUAAGCAUGAGCAUCAUGAAAUCUCCCCAGAGGUGCGGCGCGAGUUGCAGCACUCAGUGUGUCGUGGAGAGGAAACCCCAGAGCAGAACAGUAUGCAGGAGUGACAUCAACAUUUGUCUUCCUGACUCUCCAGUUCCAAGCUUUUGAUUGAAACAUGGACAGUUCAGAUAACGUUGACCGUGCAAGAGGCGUUGUGUGAGACUUUCAGCUUUCUCAGACUCCUGGCUUCCUAAAAGUUGCACUUAGAACCGUUUUUGUGUGUGUGUGUGUGUGACUCUCUUUUAUGUAUGGAUACGAUAUUAGAGACAUGAACUGUUGCUGUGACAGAUCUUUGGAAGACUUUUUCAUCAGGUGGGUGUUAAAAAAAAUAGUAUAAGUACAGUGCUACAAGUCUUUUGGAGGAGAGUUGGCAGAACAGGGUGUGAGAAUGCAUGAAUAAUUGUGUGUAAAUGGAUUUGAAAAGAAUCAAACACAUCUUGAUUUGUGAUAGCCUUGUAUCUGGACAGCUCAGUAAAAUUUGUUAAAGUCUU